AUGAACCAAAAGUCUCUUUAUGUGCUGUUGAGCACCCUGCUCUGCCUCCAACAGGUUAGCAGUCGGGUUGCUGCUCGCGACGACGCAGCACCGGCGUCAUGCUGCGCAUCAUCGAACGGGGCUUCGAACCUCGUCGCUCGCGCCGACGGUGACGUGGACGAUUGUCAGGAGCUAGAGAUGUACGACGCGGGGACAGACCGAGAGGAACUGCAGCGAGUGGAAAGCGGCAAUUUUGACGGCUUCACCGCAAUAACCUGCUCGAUUAUCGUUGCCUUUCUGACCAGGAACAACAACCCAUGGGGCGUCACCAGCCUGGGCCGCCGCGCUGACACUGACGAAACAGACCUUUCUGAAUGCCAUCGGGCCCAGGAUGUUCUGAAGAAAAUGAAGAUACCGGAGCCGUGCCGCAAAAUCAAGGAGAUCGAGUUCGGCUUCACUCUAUCCAACGAUUGGUGGUCGGGAACCAACGAUGAUAUCGGCGCUACAAUCUCCGGUCCAGCUGGCAAGGCCGAGUUUGUCAUUACGGAACAGCCCUCGCGAGGAGAAUCAAAGUGGGUUCCUGUGAAUAUGCAAGAAUCCUUCAAGUCGGACUCCAUUGAUAUCACCGGCAUCAACAACCUUACUCUUACCGCCGAGACGUUCUUCCUGAGAGGGACCGCAGAGGACCAGUUCAAGGUCCAAGAUAUUCGACUCCGCGCAAAAUGUGCCGAUCCCGGCUUUGAAGCUAGAAAUAACCAGUACGUCGGGAUCAAUGCUUGGUACGGCCGUCCCCAGAAGGGCUGGUGGAUUUUCGGCAACUUCUACCCGUCCAACUUCGACAGGCAGACCGUGGCAACUUUCCAAGUCGUUCCCGGAGAUUGGUCCUUUGCCCCUCCCUGCAACAUCAUCAAGGAUCUCACUUACGAAUUCACCUUGGGCGGCACCUCGCUGAACGGCGACGGAACCGGUGACACGUUGACCCUUGUGCUUGGGGAAGGCAAAAUCAAUCUUGGAAGUAGCUUCGACGCUGGAUCCAGCAAGAAGGACAAUAUCGACCUCAAGGCGGCGUUUAACAAGGAUACCGUUGACAUUCGCGACCUCAAGGCGGUGUCCAUUAACGAUGAUGACUCUACCGCUGGUACUUUUGACAAGGGUUGGAAGUUUCAAGGUGUGUACUGGCUCAAGUUAUUCCUUGCGUAG
Messenger RNA from Metarhizium brunneum ARSEF 3297, 1179 nucleotides. RefSeq lists its product as uncharacterized. The record is from RefSeq and is a predicted model, not a curated record. Lineage: Eukaryota; Fungi; Ascomycota; Sordariomycetes; Hypocreales; Clavicipitaceae.